CUCGUAACGACUCUGUCGCCACAACGCGACGUGCAUUGACGGGAGCUGUACAGCAGCACAUCGCGCCAGAUUCGAACCGCUCGCAAUAACAUCCGAUUGCGACCGAGAGAUUACAUCGACCGGCGCCCGCCGCAACCGAAAAUACCGCCUCUCUCUCACGAGACGUCGGGCUUGUAGAACCCGACCCCUCUGGCUGCCAUGCGCCUCUAGCACGGAAGCCAAUUCAACAUGGCCUUCAACUUUAACUGGUCGCCUCUGACGGCCGACGCGGGCUUCUAUAAGCGCGCCCGCGAUCUCCUGACGACGGCCCUCAACAAGUCGCCGAAGCCGCCCAUCAUCGUCGAUGACAUUAUCGUUACCGAGUUCAACCUCGGCUCCGUGCCGCCGGACCUGGAGAUUCUCGAGAUUGGCGACCUGGCCGAGGAUCGAUUCAGAGGGAUAUUCAAGAUGUGUUACUCGGGCGACGCCUUCUUGACGCUCAAGACAAGAGUACAGGCAAACCCCCUCAACACGUGUCUUUCGGCCAAGCCGAGCUUCACAUCCCCACAGCCGCUCGCGGCGGCAUCGAGCCUCACAAUACCUCUACAGAUCACGCUGUCCGAGAUCAAGCUUUCGGCGUUCAUCAUCUUGGUCUUCUCCAAGCAGAAGGGGUUGACAAUAGUCUUCCGAAAUGACCCUCUCGAGUCCCUCAAGGUCUCGUCGACCUUUGACUCGAUUCAGUUCGUCCGGGAAUACCUCCAGAGGACGAUUGAGGGCAAGCUCCGGGACUUGAUGAUGGACGAGCUACCAUCUAUCAUCCACCGACUUUCGCUGCAGCUCUGGUGUCCCGAUCAGAUUGUGAAGGAGGACGAGGAGUCGAAGAAAGCCGACGAGCAUGGCGUGAAUCCGCUGGCCACGCCUCCCUUGGAUGCCGUGGACCUGCAUGGGCAUCUCCUGGAUCCUGCCGCGAUAUCAGAACUGUCUCUCGACGGGGGACCAGAAGCCCAACUUCUGUUUUCACAAAAAAAUCUCUUGCGGCUGGCGGACCUUACGAAUUCUCAGGUGACAUCGUCACUCGACACCUCGACCCCGAAGGAUGUCUUGUUCCGGGCUUGGGCUGGACCGGACAAGGUUGACGCAACGAGCACUCCUCCAUUAUCGACGCCGAACCUGGUUAGGACAUCGUCCUAUACGAGCCCUCAUACGUACACCUUUUCCGACAGCAGUAGCCAGGACCAUGGCUUCCUUCCAUCGAGGCCCUCACUGGUGCACCUCAACUCGGCCACUGCGGGCCUCUCGCUCGGCUCUGGCCGGCACAGCAAAGCCGGCCGGAAAAAGAAGACUCGUGUUGUUAACCUGCGUCGCAAGGCUGCAACCGAAGUCAGCAGCGAGCAGGGAGACACCGGGUCGGAAACUGCCUCCACUGGAGUUCCCAUGUCAGAGCCGUCCAUGCCUCAUCCCGUCCUCGAGGUUCCCGAGGAAGAGGCGUCAACAAACAAGGUACGCUUUGGCCGCUCGCCGGAGCAACAACCACGGAGACCCUCCUUUAGGGCCCAACCCGCGAGCGUUGCCGAUGCGCCUGUGCCCUCGGUUGAGAUUAACAGCGCUGUCCCUCCUCCUCAGCCCUCGGAGAAACGGGGGGCGAGCCCAACUUCCAAGGAUUCUGUUCCUGCUGAUACCAAGGCCGACUGGAAACAGUCGCGUCCCAUGUCGGACGCCUCGUCCGUCAUCUUGGAGCAAGCGUGGAUCAUGAAGAUGGCGGGUGAGAUCGCCCGCCGCGUGUACGAAGAGAAGAACGGAAACCCGACAUUUUGGGAUGACCAAGACGACACCCCGCCUCCAGCGUACGAGGCGAGGUAGUCAUUCAUUACUACGCUUAA
Thermothelomyces thermophilus ATCC 42464 is the source of this 1859-nucleotide messenger RNA. RefSeq lists its product as uncharacterized. The record is from RefSeq and is a predicted model, not a curated record. Bases 229 to 1839 code for a protein of 536 amino acids. Lineage: Eukaryota; Fungi; Ascomycota; Sordariomycetes; Sordariales; Chaetomiaceae. Gene Ontology annotation, cellular component: ERMES complex. Gene Ontology annotation, biological process: mitochondrion organization; phospholipid transport. Gene Ontology annotation, molecular function: lipid binding. The transcript has 2 exons.